Oncorhynchus masou masou (cherry salmon) is the source of this 4122-nucleotide messenger RNA. RefSeq lists its product as uncharacterized. Gene Ontology annotation, molecular function: glycogen binding; protein phosphatase 1 binding. The transcript has 4 exons. Gene Ontology annotation, cellular component: protein phosphatase type 1 complex. The record is from RefSeq and is a predicted model, not a curated record. Bases 1 to 3957 code for a protein of 1318 amino acids. Gene Ontology annotation, biological process: regulation of glycogen biosynthetic process. NCBI's taxonomy places the organism in Eukaryota, Metazoa, Chordata, Actinopteri, Salmoniformes, Salmonidae.
AUGGAGGCUCCAGACACCAGAACCUGGGACAGCAGGGAUAUUAAAGAGGGGGGAGUGAGGGAGGAAGAGGAGCGAGGAAGCCUCCCCCCACAGAAAAACGCCAUGAACGAGUCGGACGAGUCAGAUGGUUCGGAGCCCGAGCCCCCGGCCCUCAUCUGUAGGAAGGUGUCCUUUGCUGACGCCUUCGGUCUAGAUCUGGUGUACGUCAAGGAGUUUGACAGUACAGACCUGACGGGGGUAGAGGUCGCUGACGCCCCAGAGCCCGAGGUCAAAGUUAAAGAACCGGAAGAGUAUUUCCUGUCAUCUUUGUUUACCGUGCCCUCGUCUCCAGAGGAACUCGAACAGAGACUCCAGGAUCAGAAGCUGGAGCUGGAGAGUAUUGAGUUACUUCCUGGCACCACCGCACUCAGGGGAAUUAUCAGGGUGGUGAACCUGUGCUACAAUAAAUCCCUUUAUAUCCGGAUCACUCUGGAUAGCUGGAAGACCAGCUUUGAUCUGCUGGCUGAGUAUGUCCCGGGCUCCAGCGAUGGAACGACGGACAGGUUUGCGUUCAGGCUUACCCUCGUGCCUCCCUUUGCGAUGGAGGGCACCAGAGUGGAGUUCUGCCUCAGAUACGAGACAUCGGUGGGAACUUUUUGGGCAAACAACAGGGACAUGAACUACGUGCUGUUCUGCCACAAAAAGGGAGGCAGAGGCCUGACAGCGAUAGAGGCUCAGCUAGAGGAAGUAAAUAACUGGAGAGAGAAGAGAAGCUGUCUGAAAGUCAACAGUAAGAUGAACAGCGCUGAGGAGAACCCCUUGGAGACCACUACAGACGCACCAGAUUCAGCUACACAUAGAGCAGAGGGGGCUGGCAGGAAAACGGUGGACAACGCAGAGCAUCUGCUCUCUGAUUUGCAUCGUGAGGAUUACCAUCACAAACAUUUGGGGGAUAGUCAGAGGAGCAGGCGAAGGGCGGCCCGUUCAGCACGAGUGCAGGAAUGCUUUUCUCAGCGAGAGCAGGCAGCAAGGCGGGAACACAUUUCCAAUGGGCUACCACAUAAUGGACUGGAGAAACCACCUUCACUGCCUGACAUCACAAUCAAACCCCUAGGGGACAGCGCCUCCAGUCUCCUACGAUUACGCCAGAAGAAACGAACCAAUGAUACCCCUCAAAUAAUGACAUACCACCAGAUACCCCUACUUUCCCUGGACUGGGGCAAAGAUAACGUGCGUGUGGGGACUCCAGAUGAGGAUGACAUCUGGAUUAGAACGAGGACCACAGCCCAGCUCACAUCAGACAAGUCAGAGGACAAUCUGGGAGAGCAAACCUCUGUUUGUGAUCUGUGGGAAGCCUUUCUCAAUGGCACAGAUCCCAAAGAUACCACCGGUGUGCCAGAGUCUGAAUGGCUACAGUCAGCAACUUCAGUUUGUCCGUCAAUUGAAACAGAGGAUUUUGAGACAUCCUCAAAUGUCGAGAACCAGCUGGAGGAUGACUUGGACUCAAAUACACGAAGGUACACACACUGGACAGUAGAUGAACUGCCAUUCGGGGCGCACGAUCAUGUGCUGCCUGUGGUCAUUGCCAAGGAGCCACUGUCAAGCUCGGGUGUCACCGUCCCCAGAGACGACAAAGCGCUGGUUUAUGAUCCUUCCCAAAGGUCAGAGGCUAUCCCUGUAACAGACACUCUACAGGAAUCCAUUCCCUCGGGUGCUGCAAGGGUGGUCAGGGGCUCUGUUGACAGCACGGCUCAGUGCUACAAGCAUGUGGAGGGGGGGGGAAGAAGAGCAGAGGAGCCUUUCACACCAUAUAAAGCAGAGCCGGUAACAAGCUCUGGGGAGACCGAGACAACAGAUAUGACAGCAAUGGCAGAAUCUCAGAAUGCCAAUGCAGUAGAUAGAAUCUGUCAGGGAGAAAGGCAAGACAAGACGCUUUCUUCCGACGUGGAAGCAGAGGUUAAAGGCAAUGUGCACAAAGCAGCUGAUGAUACUGUGACAUUUAGGGAGACAGUCGGCGAGAGGACAGAGGAUAAAACAAACACACAGAGCUAUGGAGUGGAGGAGGGAUUUACACAGGCCUACAAAGAGGAUGAGCUAUUCAGGCCGAACCAACCAGAGGAAAAAGAAUUCACACAAGACAUCACAGGAGACAUUUUGCAUAAACAGAGUCAACCAGUGGAAGAUGAAUUCAGAAUUAACCGAAGAGAGAAAAUGUAUUUAGAACUGAACCUAACACAGUUUGAAGAAUUCAGGCCGAGUCGAACAUAUGAAGAUGAAUUCAGGCUCAAUCAAACAAAAAAAGAACAAAGCCUGAAACAAACACACAAAGAGGAACUCAGUCCAAACCAAUCAGACAAAGUUGGAAUCAGACCAUUUAAUGAAUUAAAACCAAAACAAUCAGAGGCAGAGAAAUUCCGAUCAAAUCAAAAAGAUGAAGAGGAAUCUAGACUGAACCAAACAUUUGAUGAUGAAUUCAGCUGGAACCAAACUGAGGUAGAGGAAUUAAGACCGAACAAGAUUGAGAUGGAAGAGGAAUUCUCCCCAAGCCAUCAGGGCGAAGAAGAUGACAGACGGAGCGAUACAGACAAAGAAUUGCGCCUGAAUCAUAAGGAUGAAGAGGUAGACAGAGAGAACCGGACAUUUGCUGAAAAAUUCAGACCAAACCAAACACUCAAUGAAGAAUUCAGAUCAAAUGAAUUGGAGGAAUUCAGACGGAGUCAGUUUGAUGAAGAACAGAGAGACAGAGACAACCUAGAAGAGGUUGAAGCAUUCAGAUCCAACCAAACACACCAAGAGGGAUUCUGGUCAAAUAAAAUGCAAGAAGAAGAUAUCUAUCAGAGCCUAAAUGAAGAGGAGCUAUACAGAGACAUUGAUAUGGAUGAGGAAUCAUCAACAAACAACCUAACAGAGCCUGAAGUAUAUAGGGAAAAGACCACAGGAGAAGUGGAAAAGACAGACAAUGUCAUGCCCGAAAUGUCCAGACAGAGAGAUACCGAACAGAUACAUGAAGAAAUAAGUUUCAAAACUCCAGCGGCGGAGGAAGAGGAGGACUUAACGGACGAUACAGCAAACACUGGAAAUGAGAGUGAGGACGUGUCAACGGAAAAGGAAGGAGAGCAUGAGGUGACAAUGGAAAACGUUGAAUGCCCAAGACAAGAUGAAAAUGGAAAGUUGUCAGAAGGGUCAAAAGAACUUAUUGUGAAGGAUGAUAAAGAAUGGUUGGGAAAAGAGGUAGAGUUGGGCGAAGAUGAAUAUUUCAGAGAACAGAAAGGUUUGAAUGAGGAAACUGUAGAAGAGGUGCUCUAUUUGCAAUCGGUUGAUAAUUGUCCUUUAGCCGAACAAGACACUGAGAAGGAGGAGAAACUGUCAGACAUGCCUGAAGUCGUUCAAAAUGUGCCGAUCCAUCAGCCAAAACGCCUCACUCAGAAAGUGGUGACAGACAUAGACUCCGAGGUAGAUUCUCUCAUGAAGGCAUGUACAGCUCCCAAUUUGACCUUUACACCGAGACAAGGCCGUAGCCAAACUACACCCAGUCGCAAUGCAGAGCCCUCUAUGGGAGAUGUACCUCUGUUUGAAAGAGGUACAACUGUCUUCAAUCGUUCAUCAUCUCUAAGCACAAGAUUGAACACAGUGCUCAGUGAAGGGAGUGAGUCAGGAUUCAGUAAGGGGUCAACCCAAAACCCAUCGUCAUUAGGGGAGGAUCAGGAGACCCUCAGCAGCCGAACGAGCCCUCCUCCCUCAGAGAAAGUGGAGGAUGCUGCCAGCAGCGUCUUGGCAUGGCUGGGGGUGUUCUUCUCUCUCAGUAGCGUAACCAGAGCAUUGGUUUAUGCCCUUUUGGUAGCAGUGUUUGUCUUUACCACUCUUGUGUAUAAUUUCCCAGUGUGCUUUGGCCUCUACUUGUUUUCACUGUAUUGGUGGUGCUGUGUGGCAGAUAGGCAACGCGUGACAGGGACUGACAGAAUAGAUGGAGAGCAGUGAAGUGCUUGUGUGUAUAAAAUAAUAAUGUUGUGCACGUGCGCAUGUGUGUGUGUGUAUGAUUUGGGUAACACUUUACAUGAAGUUGCUCUUAUACCUGUGUAGUAACACUGUCAUUUCUACUGUGGCAACAUUGUUGUUGCUGUACAUAGUACUUCAGUAUUAGCA